AUGAUCCACGUCCGGCGGGUGUCAGGAGAGAAGGUGGCCGAGUUUCCUGCAGAUCAGUUGAGCACCGUUCUCGUCCUGAAGCAGCGGCUCCAACAAAUCUGUGGCCUGCCUCGAUUCAGGCUGCGUCUUCUUCGCGGCGACGCAGCCUUGUUUGACGCCAACGAGCUGGCGCCGGGCAUGCACUUGACACUGGUCGUGCUGCCUCUUGCCGAAGUUUCAGAGGCCCGGAAGCGCGAGCUGCAUGAUGCCGCUGCCAUGGGCCUGGAGCACGUGGUUGAAAUCAUGUUGCAGCGACCGCUGCAUCCUGAUUCAGCCAGGGAUGGCUCCGUGACGCCUUUGUAUGCGGCGAGUCGCGAUGGCCACCUUAGUACGGUGAGGCUGUUGCUGGAGGCCUUCGCAGACGCAAACGUGGCAACGGAAGUAGGCAAGACGCCCGCCUUAGUGGCAUUCGAAGGCGGUCACCGGGAGAUUCUUCGCUUGCUGCUGGAGUCUGGCGCGGACAAGGAUUGGAGAGAUGCUGAUGGGAAGACGCUCCUAUGGCGGGCAUGCGAAGGCGGCAAUGCAGACAUGGUCCAACUACUGAUUGGGAUUCACGCCGACGCAGAAGCCGCCUCAGAAGCCCGUGAAACGAAAGGAGAAACCCCCCCUUUGGGUGGCAUGUUUCCAGGGGCGUGA
This is a messenger RNA of Symbiodinium natans, 675 nucleotides long. The record is from the annotation of a GenBank genome assembly. Lineage: Eukaryota; Dinophyceae; Suessiales; Symbiodiniaceae.